Messenger RNA from Prorocentrum cordatum, 878 nucleotides. The record is from the annotation of a GenBank genome assembly. NCBI's taxonomy places the organism in Eukaryota, Dinophyceae, Prorocentrales, Prorocentraceae.
GGAAGGCUCACGCUUUCAUGCCUGCCUGUAUUCAAUAGCGGGCGCUCGAGACGGCAAGGUUGGGACACCUUCACGCGCUCGUCGUCUUGCGAUUUUCAUUUUGGCUCAGGCCUCGUUUGAACAGGGUUGGGCCACAUGCAUGGCUCAGGUCGCAAUGGUUCUGACAAUGCGCUCCUGAACCUUUCGAUGCAGCUCCCGACCAUGCUCGACCACCGUGAGGUGGAGAAGGGCCCGGAUAGCUCCAGUUGGGAGACGACCGAUGACAAUGAGAUUUGCCAGUCGCGAAGCGCGCGCUUGUGCUCAUCAUCCGACGCGGAUUCAAGCAUUCAGAUGUUCACCCAGUGUGGGCUCAGCGUUCACGUGAAGAACACCUUCAUCGAGCUGUGCGACAGCAGCGGCGACGCGGGCCCGCCAGACAGCCCGCGCGCGCAGUCCGACCCAGGCACAUACUGCCGCGAGCUGCGAGAGGCGCCCCCCUACGCCGAGCCGGAGCACCAGCCGACGCGCGACGGCGACGCGGCCCGCAGCUGCGCGCGCGCCGCGCCGGCCGCCCCCGCGGGGCGGCUGCCGGCCGAGCCCCGCGCGGCAGCGCGGCCGCCAGAGCACGCUCGCGGCCGCAGGGGGAUCGCCGAGCCCCCCGGGGCGAAGGCGGAGCUCAGGGGCCAAAGGGGGCCUCCCCGUGGGGCCUCUCGGGGCCGUUCCCUGCGAUCCCACGCGCCCCGCAGAAGUUGGAGCAGGCGGUUGGGGGCCGUUUGCGGCCUCUGGGGGCCUUCGCCGGGCGUCGGGAGCGUCCCAGAAAAGGACUCGGGACGAGAAACUGGCCCUAGAGUUGUGAUGUUCCAACCUACUGUAGCCUUGAUCACCAGAAAAGAAUUUCG